UUUUUUUUUCAUUGUUUUAGGUUCUGAACUUGUAUUCUAUUUUGAGAACUUUCUUGGCCAGUCGUACAAGAGGAGUCUACACAAUUUUAUGCUUAUAAGUUAUAGGCACAGCCAAAGUCAAUCAUUAGAGAAUUACUGUCAUCAUACAUCUGUUCAUUCUCUUUUCCACUUGUCAAGAAAUGUUCCGGAAGGUUCUCAACAAUACUUGUAUAAGAAAAUGGUUUUAAAUGGAUGGAUCUCUGGUCCAUAUCUGGCGUCUCUAUGAUUACCUUGACCAUAGAGAUCCUUGCUUUAUUUUUUUUUGACAAGCUAAAAAGUAUUUUCUUGUAGCCUGAAGGAUCUGAAUCCCUUUUGCUUCUCCUAUUCCUCGUCAAUUAAUUGUGAAUGGAUUGCUAUAGAUCACUAGCAAUGAAGAAACGGGUGGACAUGAGUGAGACCUUGACCCUUGAGAGUAUAAGAUUUUCAUUAAUCCGACAGGAAGAUAGCAUAAUAUUUAGUCUUUUGGAGAGAGCACAGUAUUGUUACAAUGCCAAUACGUAUGACCGAGAUGCUUUUGCUAUGGAUGGGUUUCAUGGUUCUUUGGUAGAGUAUAUGGUCAGAGAAACUGAAAAACUUCAUGCUCGGGUGGGUAGAUAUAAAAGCCCUGAUGAACAUCCUUUCUUCCCUGAUGACUUGCCUCAACCGCUAUUGCCUCCACUGCAAUAUCCUCGGGUACUACAUCCAGUUGCAGACUCGAUUAACAUUAAUCCAAAAGUAUGGGACAUGUACUUUAGAGAUCUCAUUCCGAGAUUAGUUGAGGAUGGAGAUGAUGGGAAUUGUGGAUCAAGUGCUGUUUGUGACACAAUUUGUUUGCAGACUUUAUCAAAGAGAAUCCAUUAUGGAAAAUUCGUCGCGGAAGCUAAGUUUCAAGCCUCACCCGAUUCGUACGAAGCAGCAAUUCGAGCACAAGAUAAGCAAAAACUGAUGCAUAUGCUGACAUACCCGACGGUAGAGGAGGCUGUGAAAAGGCGAGUGGAGAUGAAAGCAACGGUUUAUGGUCAAGAAGUGGCGACUGAUUCGGUUAACGGUGAACUCCAAGCAGCUUACAAGAUCAAACCAAGCGUGGUUGCUGAUCUAUAUGGGGAUUGGAUCAUGCCAUUAACUAAGGAAGUUCAAGUCCAAUAUUUGUUAAGAAGAUUGGAUUGAUGAUCACAUUAAUCUCCAAAGUCUGGCUGAAGCUGUUUUGGUCUAUGGAAUUGUUGAGUUAUUUGUUGCAGGAUAAUUUAUUUUGUCAAAUGGUUUAGCACAGAUUUAUCACGUUAUUUGAAUGUCAAUGUCAUACAAAAAUGGGUGAACUUAGAAUGCCCUUUUGUACCCCUUUUUGUCCUAUUCUUCUUCCGGAAAUAAGAUAAAAAUUUGUACUCA
Molecule: messenger RNA, 1404 nt
Organism: Benincasa hispida (wax gourd)
Lineage: Eukaryota; Viridiplantae; Streptophyta; Magnoliopsida; Cucurbitales; Cucurbitaceae
Source: RefSeq, a predicted model, not a curated record